Brachypodium distachyon (stiff brome) is the source of this 1602-nucleotide messenger RNA. Its product is annotated as pentatricopeptide repeat-containing protein At1g76280. The record is from RefSeq and is a predicted model, not a curated record. NCBI's taxonomy places the organism in Eukaryota, Viridiplantae, Streptophyta, Magnoliopsida, Poales, Poaceae. The coding region runs from base 705 to 1427 and encodes 240 amino acids. The transcript has 6 exons.
AGCCCAGCCCAAAAGCACUCGAGCAACUACCAAAUGGACAUGCUGUUUUCGCUCAAAAAAAAAAUGGACAUGCUGUUACUUGUCCAUACGCUCAAAAAAAAAAUGCUGUUACUUGUCCACGAACGUGAGAUGUGGUUGCAGCCGCUGGCACGUGAUGUGUAAGGUUGGCAGUGUACAACUAGAGCUUAAUCGACCGAAGAUGGCCAUGAUCGGCGCGUGUUAAUUCGGGAUACCGGAAAGGUGGAGCCUUGUUAGGAGAGGAGACGACGUGUUGCGUUCUGGGCUUCAGAGGAGUAAAACAGAUGAUGAUGAUGAUGAUGCUUGCUUUGUUGCUUAUGGGAAACAGUAAUGACAAUGGCAUAUAUGUAGCCAUGCAGUGGUGACAGACAAGACUUUUUCUCUUAUAUGCGUCCCAAGCUGUUUAGAGAUAAAGUAAACAUAAAGAGAUGAGAUGUUUGUGAGCUUUAGUUUUGAAAAUGAAAUGAGAAAUUCAAGGAUAUACAUGUGUCUUUAUUCUUUUUCUUGAAGAAACAUAUAUUGGGUUCUGUCGACGCAACGGCCAAUCAAUUUUGGUUUGGAUUUUUUUAGGCGGAAUUCAAAUCGAUGGCUAUUAAGAAAAUCGAAAGCUUCACCGGUUGGAUGGAUCACCGGUCUGGGUUUUUUAACUAUGCCUCCAUGCAGCAGGCACGCGACGAGGAGAAGAAAUGGCAUCUUUGGCCCGCGCCGCCGCCUCCGCCGCGAAGCCCCUCGCCGGCCGCAGCCUUGGCUCGUCCCUGCCGGUCCCCACCCCAGCUCGAGCCGCCCGGAUCCUGCGCAGGUCGGCGGUGGCGCGGCUGGAGACGCUGUUGCCGCUCCACACCCCGGUGGCCUCGGCGCGCCUCAAGUCCUGCAUCGCCGUCGACUCCACCUGCUGGAGCUCUCUCUCCCAAGAGCAUCAGGAUUUUACAUGGAGGACUAGUUUGGCUGCUAGAAUGACGCAAAUUGAUAUUGUGAAUGCUCUUCGUAAAGGUGAUCGGCAGCGACCAUCCGUUAUGCUCUCGAAUCUUCAACAAACUAAAGAAGCAUUAACUUCAGAAGAUUUUUCUGAUAUAUUGGAGUACUGUGCAGAAGCACCUGAUCCUUUGGCACUUAACUGGCUCAACUCUCUGGGGGGAAAAGAAAGCACCCACAGUCCCUUGCCAAUCUUCAACAUCUUUUUAAGUGCCUGUGCAAGCAUCAGAAAUCUGAAUGACGCUGAAGGCUGUCUAGAGAAAAUGGGAAUUCAUCUUGUUGGGAAGUCUGAAAUAACAUACUGUGAGCUUCGAAAGGCUAAUAAUGCCACCAGAGCAGAAAGUAGGGAGAAGGCCAGUAACCAGGGAGUGGUCAGCUGCUUUUCUGAGCAUCCUAGUGAACACAUCAGCAACAAGGUUGAACAGGAGAGGGGAUAGGGGGUCUCCCUGUCUCAAACCUUUGCCAGUUACAAACUUGCAGUUUUUCAGAGAAAUUUGUCUGUGGUGAAUGAUUUGUGGAAGGACUGCACUAGGUAUUAUAGUCCAAGCAUUAUUAUUCAAAGGAAAUUUUUGAGGGCUUUCUCUACACUAGGGGACCUUCAAUCUGCAUAUC